AACCUUAUUUGAUCACCACUGGCUUCAUCUUCGUUUGAAAGCAAACUGAUGCAUCAUUCUGUCCGGAAGCAACCGAAUAAGACGACCUUUUCUGUAAACAAUCCUAUAAUUUGUACGUUCCUCCGUAUUUCUUUUGGAUUUUGUGUGUGACAACAUUUUGUUGUCUCCAGUGUGACAAUAUUUUAUUGUCUUCAACUGAGCUCAUCUUCGGCUAUAUUGACGACGAAAAGGAAUAAGUAGAGCAGAGUUCAACCAUCACGAUCGUGAACAUGAUGACUGCAAACUUUACACUAUUUCUUCUUUUACUAGGUGCAUCUAUUCAUGCUUCAAAUGGACGAAACAAUCGGAGCAUUCUACUACAGCAUCUGCUUGACAACUAUGGACCAAUCACAGUGCGACCGGUGAGUGAUGUCAGCCGACCUACGAAUGUAUCCUUCCGCCUCCUUCCGGUCGAGCUCAUCAAGUUUGAUGAGGAGAAUCAGCAAGUAAAACUAUCAGCAUAUAUGCGAAUGAUAUGGAGGGAUGAGAACAUGAUGUGGGAUCCAAUGGAUUUCAACGGGGUCGAUUACGUAACUGUUAAAAGAAGUGACGUUUGGCUUCCCGACAUCGUACUAUACCAAAAUGUCGUCAAAGAAUUCAUCAGUUACGCAGAUACGUACAUCGUUGCAUCGAGUAACGGGAGCAUGAAUUGGUAUUUUCCCGCCAUCAUCGCCACAGCCUGUCCUAUCGAUAUCACAUACUUCCCCUAUGAUGUCCAAUAUUGUAACUUGACAUUUGGCCCUUGGUCAGAGACUGCAGAUAAAGUCAAUUUUCGAAUGUCAACAGAAGCUGAUGCCAACGUGGAUAUAUUUCGUAAAAAUGGAGUUUGGGUACUCGAACAGACGACAGCAAGUAACCUGGUCAUUGAAUCUUGCUGCUUCAACCUUUCAUGGAGUGCGGUCCAGUUUGUCCUUGAAAUCCACCGACAAUCAAGUUUCUACACCCGCACUGUCGUUGUCCCAUGUAUUCUCCUGACGGCAUUGAUGGCUCUCGUCUGCUGGCUUCAUCCAGCUUCCGGUGAGAAGGUGACCUUGGCAGUCAGUAACCUUCUGGCUUUGAUCCUCUUCCAGCAGCUCGUAGCCGACAGGCUUCCGCCAAGCGGAGAAACUACUUCUAUCAUUGUGAUCUUCUUCAUAGUGAUGAUUGGGUUAAGUUGUACCGAGGUGAUAUGCUCCAUCAUUGUCCUGCGUCUGUACCACACUGGUGGAAGGCGGCAGAUACCGGACUGGAUAAGACGAGCAAUGCUGAGCCCGCUCAUCAUGCGUCUCUACACCAACGCAGAGUGUACCGCCAUGUUGCGUGCUCAAAAGAAGGCUAAUGAACUCCGGAUACUCGAUUCAAUGACCAACCCAACUCUUCAGAACAGCGCCAACGUCGCGGCACAGAACCAAGAAAAUGGGAAGCACGAUACGAAAGCAGACGAUAUCGUCAAGACUAUUAGUAAACCACAAGAAUUGGACACUCUGAGCAUUCGCAGUGAUCCAGAAAUGAUUAACAAGGCGUGGCAGGAAGUGGCCAUCGUCUGCGACAAAUUUUUGUUUAUUCUCCUACUUUUUGUCACUUUCGUUGCUUGGUUGUAUGUGCUUAUUAGCUUUCUAAUUUAGUCAAGUCAAUUGACUGUCAAGAGGUCUAAUAAGGGCUUUACUCUGACGGGAAUGUUCCAGAGAUCACAACAUGCGAAAAAAUUGUGUAAGAAUAGAAAGUGCAAAGUAUCCGGCAUGUUGACGAGAUAGAGCUGUAGUUGGCCUUGUUUCCAUUUGAUGAACUUUAUCUUUUCUUGAUGAAACCCUGAUAAUGCAGAAGACAGAGGGAAGGAUUCUUCAACUGUCAUUAUUGCAGGCGUGGAGUUGAAUCGAAUGUAUGGAUCGGUUUUAUUCCGUUAAAUCCUAUUUAUACACGCUCCCGUUUUGUAACGUCAUUUCUCUCAUAUGUGUUGAUUGCUGUAUCAAUAGACAUGAAACGGGAAUCCUUUUUACCUACUUACAUCUAAUAAAUGUAAAUACAGAAUCUUAUCUUUCUCAUUUUCCUUAUAUGUUUUUUUCCGUUUAAGCACUUCUUUCCUUCGGACCCCACCCCUUUCUUUCGCUUCUUCUUUCUCGAUCUGCACAGUAAAAACACUUAAAAAACGCUUUACUACAUUAACUUUAGGUUCAUGUAACGUAGGUUAAACACUAGAACAAGUGUUUCCAAUAAUUUAAGGUUUAACUCUCAGUCAGAUCCUACAUUUACAGUAUUCUUUUCUUUUUCAAACAGGGCAGUUGAUGUACAAAUUGAUAAUACAUAUACUACCAAGCAUUUUGAUUAUGAUGUUUACAUAAGACAACACCACUCAAAGUUACCCGACCCGAUAAUUCAUUCGUUUCCAUAUUCCCUGUAUCCACUCUCUCUCUCUCUCUUUGCACAAAAACAAUGAUUUCUACGGCCCUAAAUACUGGAACUCUGUAAGCAACGACAACAUUUGUCUUACAAUGUACUUCCCUCCUUCGUGUUGGUUUCCCCCUUUCUUUACAUCUUUUUGUCUCUCUCUCUUCCUCUUUCCUCUCUUCCUCUUUCACCCACACAUAAGCAGCACCCUAUCCUCUCGGUUACUGUUUAUUCUGCAUUCUCCUUUCAUCAGCUCCAUGUUCCAUUUAUCAACCGUCACAUCAACUUUUUACAUCCCCCUCAUUCAUGUCGUUGUCUACACCUAUACUAAUAUAUCUUUUAUCCAAUUCUUUGAGGGAUCCGCAUUAAACAAGCCCUGCUUUUCAGUGGAUCCCUCCAUUUCCUCAACGUUUACUUUAUUAAAAGGAUAAAUAAAAAAUAGCCAUGCAAAUGUUCAUUCGUGAUUGUUCUACAUUUAGUUCUACCCUGAGUGUAUGUAUUAUAAUUGUAUGAUUAUCAUUAUUGUUAAUUGCUUAACGAAACAUUCAUGUAUUUCCUUUGUAUGCUUUUAUUUCUUACAUAGUAUAUUCAUUUGUAUUGAUUAGUAUGGUAAUCAUUUUAUAUUUGUGUAAUAUGUUCCGUCGAAAUUAAAUAAAGGAAAC
This is a messenger RNA of Lytechinus variegatus (green sea urchin), 3065 nucleotides long. RefSeq names its product neuronal acetylcholine receptor subunit alpha-10-like. NCBI's taxonomy places the organism in Eukaryota, Metazoa, Echinodermata, Echinoidea, Temnopleuroida, Toxopneustidae. Gene Ontology annotation, cellular component: postsynaptic membrane; synapse; neuron projection. The transcript has 9 exons. Gene Ontology annotation, molecular function: transmembrane signaling receptor activity; acetylcholine-gated monoatomic cation-selective channel activity. The record is from RefSeq and is a predicted model, not a curated record. Gene Ontology annotation, biological process: chemical synaptic transmission; signal transduction; monoatomic ion transmembrane transport. Bases 270 to 1643 code for a protein of 457 amino acids.